This is a messenger RNA of Perognathus longimembris pacificus (Pacific pocket mouse), 1013 nucleotides long. Its product is annotated as histone demethylase UTY-like. The coding region runs from base 144 to 1013 and encodes 289 amino acids. NCBI's taxonomy places the organism in Eukaryota, Metazoa, Chordata, Mammalia, Rodentia, Heteromyidae. The record is from RefSeq and is a predicted model, not a curated record. Gene Ontology annotation, biological process: regulation of gene expression; heart development. Gene Ontology annotation, molecular function: protein binding; RNA polymerase II cis-regulatory region sequence-specific DNA binding; chromatin DNA binding. The transcript has 10 exons. Gene Ontology annotation, cellular component: MLL3/4 complex.
UUUGUUUUUGUUUUUUUUGUGGCUCUGCCAAAAUAGGAGAUAAAGUUAGUCUGUCAAUGGCAAGCUGCGCGUGAGGGCGUUAUUUUAACAUCUCGUUUGGGUGGAGUUGGGAGGGUAAGUUUAGUGCUGGAAGUUGCAUUUUCAUGAAAUCCUGUGGAGUGACCUUUCCUACUGCGGCUGGUGCCUUCGGUGAUGCUGAAAAUAAAAUGGCGGCUGAAAAAGCGAGCGGAGACGGCGUAGAGCUCACACCGAGUCUGACUGUAAAGGAGAAGGAGUCGCUCGAUGGACUGGACAGCCGUCUCUUCGGAUUCCUGAGCCUCCGCGAAGAUGGCGCCAGGACGAAAAUGCUACUGGGGAAGGCUGUUCACUGCUACGAAUCUUUAAUAGUAAAAGCUGAAGGAAAAGUGGAAUCUGAUUUCUUUUGUCAAUUAGGUCACUUCAACCUUUUAUUGGAAGAUUAUUCAAAAGCAUUAUCUGCAUAUCAGAGAUACUACAGUUUACAAUCCGAUUACUGGAAGAACGCUGCCUUUUUAUAUGGUCUUGGUUUGGUAUACUUCUACUACAAUGCAUUUCAUUGGGCAAUUAAAGCAUUUCAAGAUGUACUUUAUGUUGACCCCAGCUUUUGUCGAGCGAAGGAAAUUCACUUACGGCUUGGGCUUAUGUUCAAAGUAAACACAGACUAUGAAUCUAGUUUAAAGCAUUUUCGUUUAGCUUUGAUCGACUGUAACCCCUGUACUUUGUCCAGUGUUGAAAUUCAGUUUCAUAUCGCCCACUUGUAUGAAACUCAGAAGAAAUAUCAUUCUGCAAAAGAAGCCUAUGAACAGCUUUUACAGACAGAAAACCUUCCUGUACAAGUAAAAGCAACUGUAUUACAACAGUUAGGUUGGAUGUAUCAUAAUAUCGAUCUAGUUGGAGACAGAACCACUAAGGAAAGAUACGCUAUUCAAUAUCUCCAAAAAUCACUGGAGGAAGAUCCUAGUUCUGGUCAAUCUUGGUAUUACCUUGGAAGGUAG